AUGGACGAUCAACAUUUGGUGUCUCGAAGAAGCUCGACCGGCGACUGGCAGGAGAAGGAGGAACGGGUAUUCUAUGGUAUCUCUAUAGCCGCGAGCCUCAUUCAACUAUUCGUAUUUAUGGGCCUCAUCGUUGCGAUAUGGCACCGAAAAGGACAAUCGGUCGAGAAAGGUCUGAUCCUUCGCAAGUAUCUCCUGAGCUCGUCCAUCGCCUACCUCCUUUCCGGCAUAUUGAGCGUGAUCGUCGGCUCUAUGGCAGCUGCUCCAUCACCUUACUCUGAGAUAUACAUUUUCCCCGCUAUGGUCCAGUGGUUCUUCUACUUGCUCGCAUUGUGCAUGACAUUCUAUAUCCUCUUUCGACUGGCCCAGCUCUUUCAACAGCGGUCCAUGGGUGGAUCCUCGCGCAAAUUAGGCAGGAUGCACAUGUUCAGCCUUGCUGUGGUUGUUCUAGCGAGCUUGUUGGAGUGGAUCUUCUACGUUGUGUAUAUUUGUCAGGGCCAACGAAUCUUUAGCCACCGAAUUUUUUACGAUACCUACCACUGGAGUGGAUGUGUCCGCCAGCUUGUGCAUUGGCUUGCGUCACUUCAGGUUCUUAUUCAGGCGAUUUUUGCAACAGUCCGAUCAUACAAGAUGGAUCGCCAAGUCUCGCGGUCCGCCACUCUAUUCCUGAUCUCGAGCACCGCAUUCUUUGCGAUCAAUGUGUUUUGGUCAGUAAUUUUCAUCGACUGGAGCAUUGUCCACUGGCUUCGCAACGAGCUGCCACACAAUGUAUACCCGAUAAAAUUGUUUGCUGCGGUCUUUGAACCUGUGUGCACAGUCAUUGCCUACGUCUGCCUCUUGAAGUGCUGCUCGCAGCUCGUCCUGUACAAGGCCUUUAAUUCCCACCACAGUGACACGGGGCUGGUUUUUGGUCACUUGGGGUCAAGGGAUGAUCAGCCCUACUUGAGUGUUUUGCAUCAUGCGCCACACACAACGCAGCUUUAA
Penicillium oxalicum is the source of this 981-nucleotide messenger RNA. RefSeq lists its product as uncharacterized. The coding region runs from base 1 to 981 and encodes 326 amino acids. The transcript has 3 exons. The record is from RefSeq and is a predicted model, not a curated record. NCBI's taxonomy places the organism in Eukaryota, Fungi, Ascomycota, Eurotiomycetes, Eurotiales, Aspergillaceae.